Messenger RNA from Jatropha curcas, 1627 nucleotides. RefSeq names its product zinc finger (C3HC4-type RING finger) family protein (gene RDUF2). The record is from RefSeq and is a predicted model, not a curated record. Gene Ontology annotation, cellular component: cytoplasm. Gene Ontology annotation, molecular function: ubiquitin protein ligase activity. Gene Ontology annotation, biological process: protein ubiquitination. NCBI's taxonomy places the organism in Eukaryota, Viridiplantae, Streptophyta, Magnoliopsida, Malpighiales, Euphorbiaceae.
UUGUUAUUUUCUCACUUGGAGACUUUUUCUUCUCUCUUACUUCUUCUCCAUCUCUCUGGUUAUCAGAUCUGAAGCUUCUCUCCGUCAUGUCUACAACGACGUCGUAUUGGUGUUACAGAUGCACACGCUUUGUCACCGUUUUGGUCUCUGAAGAGACUAACGACGUUACCUGUCCUCACUGCGACGGUGGAUUUAUCGAAGAGAUCGGAACCAAUACACAAUCGGAAAAUCCUCAACGACGAUCUAUGUACAUGUUAUCGGAAAACAACGGUAGAAAUCGUCAGGACUCCGAUCGGAUUCCGACCUUGAGAUUCCGUCGAAACCGCCGCAACGCCGGAGAUCGUUCUCCGUUUAAUCCAGUUAUUGUUCUCCGUGGAACCGCUCCCGAGGAAAACGAAGAAGGAAGCAGCUACGAGUUUUACUACGAUGAUGGUACCGGGUCGGGCCUAAGGCCCGUUCCGGCUAGCAUGUCUGAGUUCUUGAUGGGAUCCGGAUUUGACCGGUUACUGGAGCAGUUGGCACAGAUUGAAGUGAAUGGUUUUGGGCGGGUAGGAAAUCCGCCGGCGUCGAAAGCGGUGGUGGAGUCGAUGCCGACGGUCGAAAUAACAGAAACUCAUAUAAUAGCGGAGUCUUACUGCGCUGUGUGUAAGGAAGCGUUCGAGUUGGGCGAUGAAGCGCGUGAGAUGCCAUGUAAACAUAUCUACCAUACAGAUUGUAUUCUUCCUUGGCUUGCAAUGAGAAAUUCGUGUCCUGUUUGCCGCCACGAGUUACCGGCGGAUCAACAAGAAACCGAGAAUUCGGAAGAAUCUGAAGAGAUUGUGGGUUUAACUAUAUGGAGGCUACCAGGCGGUGGAUUUGCAGUAGGGAGAUUUAAUGGAGGAAGAAGAGGAGGAGCAGGGGGGGAAAGAGAGUUUCCUGGUGUUUUUACAGAAAUGGAUGGUGGGUUUAGUGGAAGCGGUGGCACUCCCAGACGGGUUUCAUGGGUGAGUAGAACAAGUAGACGGCGGGAGAGCGGUGGCGGUGGCGUUAGAAGGGUAUUUCGUGGGUUGGUUUCGUUUUUGAGGAGGAUUAGGUCCAAUUCUUCUUCUUCUACUAGUUCUACUUCAAAUUUGCAUAAUGAUAAUGAAUCCGGUUCAAUCAGUAGAAGUUCAAGCCAUUCAAGUUCUGGGUUUGGUAGAUAUGUAAGCAGAAGAAGGAGAGGAUUGGAUUUGGAAGUUGAAAAUGGGACUGAUAGGUGGUGAUUGUACUGAAAAGGUUGGUUUUUUUUUUCUUUAUUUUUUUUUAAAUUCUAAAUGAUGUAUAUAGAAUUAAAUUAAACAGGUAAAAUUUUGAAUUGAAUUUUAAUCCUUGUCUCGUUCUUUUCCCUAAUGGAGGCUUGCCAACAAGAAUCUUUGUAAUAUUUAUCAAAUGGGGCACACAAAAAGAAAACAUUGCUUGCCUCCUCUUAUGGCAAAAUUUUGUUGGAUGGGAAAAGAUUAGGAGAAUGUUCAAAUGAAGAAGAAAAGAAAAAGAAUAUCUGUAAGCUUAAUUAUUUUUCUUUUUUUGAAAUUCAUUCUAUGAGAAUUGUUGGUUUCUUUGAUAAAAAGUUACAUGCUUUCAUUUUAAUUGAAAGAUUCAGAAAUAUCAA